AGAGCCUUCGCUCGGCAUAAGUACCGCCCGCUACCGUGUCCGGCUCUCGGCAGCCAUGUCUCGGGCUUACGCGAUAUUCCUUAUCCCGUUUCUCCUGGGGUCGGCCCUGUCGAUCUCCUUCCAUUUACCCGUCAAUUCUCGCAAAUGUCUGCGGGAGGAGAUCCACAAAGACGUGCUAGUAACGGGGGAGUACGAGGUUGGCGAGCAGUCCAACACAAAGACCAACUUGAAGAUCACGGAUUCCUCUGGCCACAUCCUGUACUCAAAAGAGGAGGCAUCGAAAGGAAAGUUUGCCUUCACGACAGAAGAUUAUGACAUGUUUGAAGUCUGCUUUGAGAGCAAAUUCCCAAUGGGAACUGGGCGGGUCCCGGACCAGCUGGUCAAUUUGGAUAUGAAGCACGGUGUGGAGGCAAAGAAUUACGAGGAGAUUGCUAAGGUGGAGAAGCUGAAACCUCUGGAGGUGGAGCUUCGGCGACUUGAGGACCUGUCAGAGUCUAUCGUCAAUGACUUUGCCUACAUGAAGAAGCGUGAGGAGGAGAUGAGAGACACCAAUGAAUCCACGAACACGCGCGUGUUGUACUUCAGCAUCUUCUCCAUGUGCUGCCUGAUCGGACUUGCCACCUGGCAGGUGUUCUAUCUGCGCCGCUUCUUCAAGGCGAAGAAGCUGAUUGAGUGAAGCUGUGGGCAACUGAACGAGGGAGGGCCAAGCCUGCGUGGACCACAGCAUGGCUGGCGGGUGGGCGGGGGAGUGGUGAUAAAUCUGCGGGUUUAAUGUACUCUGUUGGAGGGUCCUGUUACCACUAUGAUGUUUGUCAUUUAUUUGGUAGCUUUCGUUUCUGCAUUAAGCUCCCAAAUUUUCCCUGUCCUUUCCAUACCUACCAAUACCAAUGUCUUCAUACAUGAAUGACCUUCAUGGACACCCCCAGCUGUCCCAUCCCACCCCUUGUCCAUUUGAAUGUUUUUCUUAAUCUAAAUAAAAGAUGUUAAUAGUUUAAAUUUUUUUCCGUGCUCCAGGCGAGUCCAUAAGCCCUUUAUUGAAAUUGUAGGUGGGAUACUUGACCAGAAAUGGACCCUUCAUCAUUUUCCCCGUCAUUUCCCCAUCAUUUUGUCAGUUAAUAGGAAAAAAUUAGAAUGUCUUAUUCCUGAGCUUUUAGGCUGGCCUGCAGCUAUUUUUUUUGUUUUGUUUUACUGUACUCUAAAUGAAAAUGAGCUUGAAGUGAAGGGCUUGCAUUGUGGCUGUUAGGGGUCUGUCUCGUAUACUUACACAGAAAAUGAGCCUCCUUUUUCAUAUAAGGUUUUACUGGUUGAUUACAUACUGGUCGAAGCAAACUUUUUUUUUUUAAAUAAAUACUGUUAACUAUAGCAGGUCAAUGUGCAUCAACCACAUGUAUAAAAUCAGAGUACCACUUUACAGAGAAUGCAGCUCUUAAUGGAAAUAGUUGUUUCGGCUGACAAGAUAAAGCAGCAAGACUCAUUUCACAGUUCUGAAGAAUAUUGAAAAAUAUACCCAGAUGUACAGCUAUUUUGCUAAAAUGUCGAUGCCGCCCCCUGACGUGUAGGUCAAGUGUCAUCCUUUAAGGGUUUGUAAACCCCCUGAUGCCCCCUCCCUCAUAUUUUUGUCUGUUGUAUUUCCCCUCUGACGUCAGUUAAUUCUGGGUGAUUAUGUACAUUACAGUUUACACUGUAACGGAUAAAAUAAUCUUGGCGGGUUUACAAAAUAAAAUUUUAUAAAUAUA
Brienomyrus brachyistius is the source of this 1736-nucleotide messenger RNA. Its product is annotated as transmembrane emp24 domain-containing protein 10-like. The transcript is spliced from 5 exons. Gene Ontology annotation, cellular component: COPII-coated ER to Golgi transport vesicle; endoplasmic reticulum; endoplasmic reticulum-Golgi intermediate compartment. Gene Ontology annotation, biological process: endoplasmic reticulum to Golgi vesicle-mediated transport; intracellular protein transport; Golgi organization. Lineage: Eukaryota; Metazoa; Chordata; Actinopteri; Osteoglossiformes; Mormyridae. Bases 56 to 676 code for a protein of 206 amino acids. The record is from RefSeq and is a predicted model, not a curated record.